This is a messenger RNA of Frankliniella occidentalis (western flower thrips), 1591 nucleotides long. RefSeq lists its product as uncharacterized. The transcript is spliced from 3 exons. The coding region runs from base 90 to 722 and encodes 210 amino acids. NCBI's taxonomy places the organism in Eukaryota, Metazoa, Arthropoda, Insecta, Thysanoptera, Thripidae. The record is from RefSeq and is a predicted model, not a curated record.
AGCUGCCGUUUGAAAUACAAAAACAAACCGUUACUCUAAGCAGCAGCCGCCUCAUGGGAUAGUAAUUUUUGUCAAAACAUACAAGAACAAUGAGGUCGAGUAAUGUUCGUAGCGUUUCUUUUACGUUCCACAAAAACCCCUCGGAAAAUCGAGUAGAGGGUAAACCUUCAGGAAAAAAUGAUUCAACGGGUGGCGCUUCAAGAAGAAUCUUACAAUCAUCCACUCGACAGCGACUGCAGGACCGGUUUGAUCAAGAAUGUCCUUAUGCACUGAGUCGUGACCACAAAUCCCAAAACCGAAGCAACCGCAGUCACACACGUAACUGGUCUGAUUUCAAUAUCUCUCUGCCUUCAGUGCAACCUAGAAGGAUGCUACGAUCUGGAGCAGAUAAAAUAUCAAAGACUAUUGCUACAGUUCGGAACUCAAUUGACACACUAUCUCAGAGAUUUCGCACAUCAACCAGACGUCGCUACAGGCUUGAAAAUGAGUCACCCCAAGCAGUGACGCCACGCACAAGGAGUAAAUGUAUUUUGGGACGAACACCAACAAAAUUGUACAGCCCGUUUGGUAUUGAAACACCUCAAAGUGGAGCUAAAUCUCUACCCGACAAAGAAAAUCAAAGCUAUGGAGGGAAAGUUAUUACCCCUCGACGAAGUUCACGGCAGAGAGCAAGCCCGUACGGUUCAACUUGGUCUAAAGAAAAGGGAUCACUAUUCCAUUAGAUAUUCAAAGGACUAUCAUAAUGUUAUGAUAACUGAAGCAAGAAGCAAUUCCGUCAUCAUACUUACCUGUAUUAGAAGCACAUGCCUUUCUCAUUUUGCAUUUUCUACAUAGAUUUCAAAUACUAUUGCAAUAAUAUAGAUUUUUGCUUUCAUAAUAGAUUACCUAAUCUAUUGAAUCUUGUCCAAAACAUGAGAACUUCUAGUAUUACAGUACUGAACACAAUCAAGUUGUUUGAAUCUCUUAUGUCUGUAAUUGUUUUUUUUUAAUCAUCUAUUCAUGUUUAUCUGGCAGUACAGAUAACACUGUGAUUCCAUUCCUGUGAUGUCUCAUCUUCUACUCACCAUUUUCACUUAGUUUUUGCCCUAUUAGUACAUUAAUUACAAUGAAGCUAAUUGCAAGAUGUGUGAGCUAUGGGAUACCUCACGUACUGAUGCAACAUCAUUAAAUAAUACUGCUCCGUCUUGGUAAAUAAUACUGCUCCAACUUGGUUAUUUGUCCAUGGUUAUUUCUUCGUGAGCUAUCAUUUUCAAGUGGAUUUUGCAGUAUUUUUACUUGUGAAGAUCCAUUCCCCUAAUCUAAGCACAAUUAGGUUUUUCUAUGGGAAACUGUUUAUUUUUAUUUGUGGCUAACAGUAUUAUAUUUGUUAAUUAAUCGUAUUUAUGUAUCACUUUUCCACUAAUGAUUAUGUAAUAUUAGUGUGAAUUUUCAAGGUGUCCAGGAAACUGAAGGCUAAUUGCUGUUUCCUACUGCACGCCAAUUUUUGACAUGUUUCUUUGGUUUCCUGAACACCUUGAAGAACAUAAUUUGUCAUGCAUUUUUAUAUCAAUGUGUUGUGUAAAUCUUAGUAUAAACUUUUUCUACCUUAAAA